AUGUUUAACAACUACAAAUUGAAAUUUAAAGAAAACGAGCAUUUUGAUCAAUUCAAAGAUAAGCUUGAAGAUAGUUUAAAAGAAGAAUUCUUUCUCCUAAUUGAUGAAAUUGAAUCAUAAUUAAAUCAACAUGUUUAUGAAUAAGAAAAGUUGUUAGAUUAGAUAAAUAAUUUGUAAUUACAAACACAAAAUAAAUUAGAUUAAGAAUUGGCCAAGUAUACUUUAUUCAAAAUUAUAUAUUAGCAACUUUGAAUAUCAAAAAUAAAUAAAUUAGCUGAAUGAAUAAUUGUAGCAACAAAAUACUCAAAUUUCAUUUUUAAAUAAAUCAAUGAAAAAUGUCUAUGUUGAACAAAUAGAUUUGUUUUCACCAAUCAAAGCGCCUUCUCUCUCUCCUUAAAUUACUAGGACAUAAUGUAAUAUAAUCUAUUUUAUUGAUUAGCCAUUAAUAAACAAGUUAAAAGAAAACUCUUAAUGACAGAAAAAGAAAAUGAUAAUCAUGGUAAUUGUUACAGUAGCAUAAAAAAAAUAAGAUAGAAUGAUUAUUUUCUUGAUGAAUAAGAAUUUCUGAUUUUUUUUAAGGAACAAUGUAUGAAAGAUUUCUUAGAUAAAUAAAUAGAAAGAGAAUAAGAAUUAUUUAGUUUAUGGUAGAAAAUGUAAAAUUAGAGUUUAGAGAAAUGUUAAUUAUUACAAUAAACGAUUGAUCUUGCAUGUUCUUAGAUGGAUGCCUAUAAAUAACAAUAUAAUUCGGAUAUUAAAAUCUAUACCGAUGUACUCUAAUAAUUGGAAAUGAGAGUAUCAAAAUACUAGAUUGCCUUUCAAUAGAUACUUUAAAAUAAUCUCACUUAAAUUGAACUUAAUAAUAUUAUUCAAUUAGCUAAAACUUUAAAUUCAGAAUUUAAUAAUGUUAAUGAUUUGGAUAAAUUAAUUGAUCUCCUUAUGGAAUUUAAUUAGACAAGCCAGAAAUUUAAUAUGAGUCUUCAAAACAAUUAAAAUAUCAAGAUUUAGAAUUUGCAAACCCACAUUUUAGAAUUAGAAUAAUAGAAGAAAGAAUAUAAUGAUGUCAAAGAACAAAGAUAAGAAUUAUUAGAAUUGAGUUAAUAGAUGAAUAGUAAAAUCAUACAGUAGUCUAAUUAGAUUGAAGAAAUGAAUCAGCAAAUAGUAUCUCUCACCUAAUUAUUUGCUAAAGCCUUAUAAGAUUUAGAAAGAAUUCAAGGAGAGAAUGAAACACUAAGAAAAUCUUAUAAUUGCAACACUAACUUUAGCAAUAAUAUUACAACAAGAACAUAGGAAGGGAGUGUGAGUUUAAAGAAUCACUUUAUAGCUAAUAGAUAUUCUACAUACAUUCCUAGAGAAAGUUUUAGUUGCAAAAAUUCUUAUAGAAUUGAUUAAAGAUAAACCAAUUUCAGUUCGGACUUUAAAAAAUCACAAUCUAAUUAUGAGCUUGAUGACAUUUACUAUUUAUUGGAUUAAUUGUUAAAUCAAGGUUAUUCAAAUAACGCGCUCGAUUUCAUUAACAAUGUAAAUAAUUAAGUAUAAAUAUAGUUUCAAUGUUCAAGUGGUAAUUUCAAAAUUCAGAUGCUAUGGCAAAAGUUGAAAGAUUUCUUAGUGAUAGCCUACUAUUCUUAUAAUUAAUAAGAUGAAAUUUUUACAUCAUUAAACAAAUUUAUAACUGAUCUGAAAUUGCCAAUUAACUAAUUUGAAUUUAUCAUUGAGGAUGGGUUAUAGCACACUGUAAGUAAAUUGGAAUCUAAUUCUAUUUUAUUGUGUUAGUUGUUACAUAGAUUGGCAUCUGAUAUUCAUGAUAUGAAAUUAUCAUAAUCUUAUAUUGUUGACUCAAACAUCAAGUCAGAAUCUUAGAAAGAUUAUUCUUAAUGCAUCAUGCAAGAAUUAACCAAUUUAUCAAAACAACUAAUUCAUAUUUGUUAAGAAAAUGAUGACAUUAUAGUCUUGCAAAUUGAAAGGUAGAUUGAAAUCCAAGAAUAAUUAAAAUUAUAAAGAAAUAGAUAAUUAAGAGACAUUUAAACUAGUACUUGCAAAAUAUUAAUGGAAUUGUUUAAGGAGUGGAAAUAAAAUUAUCUUAAUAUUUCAUAGAUCUUGUUGAUCUUAUGCAAAGGUUGGCAAUAAUUACAAUAACAAAAAUAAGAUCGAGUUUUAGAAGGAAUAAUGAAAAAUGUACAUGAUGAAAUAAAAUAAUUAUAAAAAUCCAAUUUAGGAUAAAUUAUUAGUUAAGAAUUGAAAGCAUUUUCAUUUAUAUAUAAAUCAUGA
Paramecium octaurelia is the source of this 2265-nucleotide messenger RNA. Lineage: Eukaryota; Ciliophora; Oligohymenophorea; Peniculida; Parameciidae. The record is from the annotation of a GenBank genome assembly.